Molecule: messenger RNA, 2757 nt
Organism: Hevea brasiliensis (rubber tree)
Lineage: Eukaryota; Viridiplantae; Streptophyta; Magnoliopsida; Malpighiales; Euphorbiaceae
Product: la-related protein 1C
Exons: 7
Coding region: 437-1885 (482 amino acids)
Molecular function (GO): RNA binding
Source: RefSeq, a predicted model, not a curated record
AGGGUUAUUUCCGUAAAUAAGGAAAAUAUAAGCAUCCUCAGAAUUCUGAAGAGCUAAGCAACCAAACCAACAAGUAUCGAGAGAGAGAAGAAAAGAGUCAAGGACCAGAAGCGCCAUUGCUCGAUCUCUCCGAAGGCGGAUCGCAUCAGAAUCAUAUCAACCCCCUCGAUUUUCUUGGAAAUUACCCUUGCAUUACCCAAAUCAAAAACCCUAAUUUGCUAAUGCCCUUAGUACCUCGAUAACAUCAACGCCAAGUAAUCACUCACCUCGGCAUCCCACCCCUGCGGCUGCUGUGGAUAAUCAUAAUAGCCCUCAAUCACGGCGCGGUGGUGGUGGUUCAAGAGUAGUGUCCUCGCCGUGGACACAAAUCUUUCGUGGGGAAUCGGAGACGAUCGCGGUGGCAGCCACACCUUCUUCACCAUUGGCGAGGGAACCGAUGGUUGUGACUGAUCAACCUGCGUUGGUUGCUUCUUCAUCCUCUUCUUCGAUGACGGUGGCGGAAGAAGAGAUUUUGGAUAAUGGAAAUGGUUCCAAUGGCAAUGUGGGUAAAAGGCCAGUCUGGAAUAAGCCAUCGAAUGGGGCUGCGGAGGUUGGGCCUGUGAUGGGAGCUGUUUCAUGGCCUGCUUUGUCUGAGUCUGCUAGGGCUGCGGGGAAACCUUCUCAAGAUUUAUCCAAAGGUUUAUCUGAUGGAUCAUCGUCUGUCCCAGUUCCACAGGAAACUGGAAGUUCAUCCUCAUCUUCACAGAAACAAGUUAGCAGUAAUGCAUAUCCUAAUUCAACUCCAAAUCAUACAAUGCCAGCACGCCAGAGAUCAAUGAAGCGCAAUGGUGCUAACACAUCUUCCAACGGUGGCACUCCUCAGCCACCAGGAUCACAGCCCCUGAUAGGAGAAGUUCAUUUAAAUAACCCUUCUCCUAGGGAUCAUUCACAAAGGAAUUCACAAUCUCUAAUUGCUAAUAAUCACCCACAGCAGCAGCGCAAUUCAUUCAGGCGCAAUGGUGGGCCACAUUCACGAGGAGAUGGUUCUCACCAUCACAAUUAUGGGGGCAGACGUGAUCAAGAUCGCACUAAUCAAGAUUGGAACACUCAGAGAAAUUUCAAUGGCAGGGAUGCCCAUGUGCAGCCGCAGAGAGUUGUCCAAAGGUUUAUAAGGCAUCCGCCACCUCCACCACCACCCCCUACUACCACCCCCUUUAUUGGAUCCCCAGCAAUGCGGGCCUUUGGCAGUCCCAUUGGAUUCCAUGAAUUGUAUUAUGUUGCUGCUGGUCUACCUCCAGACCCUCUCAGAGGCGUGCCUUUUGUUGCAGCACCAAUGCCGCCUCCUCUGUAUUUUACUUCUCCAGACCCUCAGUUGCAUUCUAAAAUAGUGAAUCAGAUAGAUUAUUAUUUCAGUAAUGAAAAUUUAAUUAAAGAUACAUUCUUGCGGCAGAACAUGGAUGACCAGGGCUGGGUACCUAUUAAACUAAUAGCAGGCUUCAACAAAGUUUCUCAUUUGACUGACAAUAUCCAGUUUAUAUCGGAAGCUAUAAGAAGUUCAACUGUUGUUGAAGUACAGGGUGACAAAGUAAGGAGGCGAAAUGAUUGGAUGAGAUGGAUAAUGCCACCUUCUGUUCAGUUUCCAAGUGUUUCAGGUCACCCGACACUUGGGAGGUCCAGUCAUGACAUGCUGGCAGCCCGUGUCCAGCGUAUUUCAUUGGAGGAAAAUGCCAGUAGCCACAGCAGUGGAAGGAGUCCAGCAGAUGUUCGUAAUGAGGCCUCUCUUGGUAGAUCAUCAUCUGGGGACUUGAAAAGCCAGUCACUAGUAUCCACUACUGAAGGAACAGGUCAAGUUAGUGUACAAGGAGUUUCAACUUCAUCUACUUUAGCAAGAAAUUUGAGUAAGUAAAAUGUGUGCAAAUGCACAUUCUACUGCAACUUCUUGGUGGAAGGUGCAGAGUGAGGGUUUUGAUUACAGUGGUGGAUGUCUCGUAUUUUUUUGAUGGUAGUGGUCUUGCCUUGGCACGAUGAAACAUGAUUUCUCGUGGGGCAAUUAGAAAGACAAUUAGAAGGAAAACAAAAGAAAACAACUUUAUAAAGACAGAUGAAAAAUUAAAAGGGAAAAAUAAGAAAAAAAAAAAAAAAAGAAGAGAAAUGAGAAGAAAUGAAAAACAUUUAUUACAAGAGCUAGGAGCUUGAGUCUACUGGGAUGUAUGUAUGGUUUUUGUGGGGGGUAUUGUGUUUUCUAUCCCUUGAAUAUCGGUGGUGGCCUGUUUGGUGUCAUUAAUGGGGAAUUUUGGUUCUGCUUUCCUUCACUGCCCCUGAGCUGGUUUUUAAAAAUCUUUGGGGCCAGAUUACCUCCAAUCCUGGGGAAAACAUAUAAUUUCUGAGAGAUGGAACAAAGAAUAUGGUUAGAUUCGAGUCUGCAUAUUGUGAGGGAGGGGAGAGUGAGAGAGAGAGAGAGUAGCUUUUAUGAGAUCCUGUAGCUCAUGCUAUGUCGACUAUUGCUCUAUUUUUGGUCACAUGAUGAUCUGGCUGUUCUCUCAUCACGCAUCAUAUCUAUAAUCUGCAUUUAUAUGUAUAUCUUUUUCAAAACCUUAUGAAGAAUUCACUGCAUAAAAAUGGUCCUCGCAGAGUGAAAACCAUUGAAAUGGUGUUUGGCAUUAUAUUUAUUAUAUAUGUUAAAUUUAAGACUUGGAGAUUGUGGAUUUUGGGUUUGUUCAAAUUAUUUGAUUACAUUUAUAUUAGUUUUUGUUACUAGUAAAUAAAGUAGUGGACACA